Micropterus dolomieu (smallmouth bass) is the source of this 2692-nucleotide messenger RNA. RefSeq names its product CTD nuclear envelope phosphatase 1A. The coding region runs from base 647 to 1348 and encodes 233 amino acids. The transcript has 9 exons. NCBI's taxonomy places the organism in Eukaryota, Metazoa, Chordata, Actinopteri, Centrarchiformes, Centrarchidae. Gene Ontology annotation, molecular function: protein serine/threonine phosphatase activity. The record is from RefSeq and is a predicted model, not a curated record.
CUGCGCGUAACCACAGGAGUCCUCGCGGAAGUGACGGAAAGGCGGCGAUGGCGGCUCGCAGUUUCAUUCCGGAUUUGCACUGGACUACAAACUGAUUUUAACCGGACCGGUCACACUUUGGGGAACUUUUGUGAAGCUGUCUCUCGUCGGACGCCGCACAGAGUGAAGUCGCACUGCAUCGGCACUUGACAACGAGCGGCCCCACAGCUUUUUGGGGGGUACUUUUGUCCUGGGUUCAAGGUGGUCACCCUGUCGAGCUAACGUUAGCUUGGUGGCUAGCAGCUAACGUUACUGGGUACACAGCUAGCACCUCAGCUAGCUUGUCAACGAGCUGCGUGCUAAGGUCCAUACAGCAGCAGCACCUUGUCGUCUGACCACGUCUUGUCUUUCAGACUUACAAUGAAAAUAUCCUCUGUUUAACGCUAAUUGUGCCACAAGUGUGCAGAGCGAGGUCCUCACACACGUUUGCGUGGCCCUAUUUUGAAUUGCUAGUUUGGCGGCUGUGGCUAAAGACGGAUUUUGACUUUAGAUUCAUCACUAGCCCUAGCAGGUUCCUUGCCAGUAAUUGUCCCGACAACUUCGGGCAAAAGGCGUGCUAUCAGCUGAGAAUUGAAGUUGCUGUGGGGGUCUUUGCGUGCUCGUCAACAUGCUGAAGACCCGGCAGUGUUUACUUGGCAUCCGCACUUUUCUCGGCGUAACGUCGAGAAUAUGGGGCUUCAUCAUGUACAUCCUCAGGAAGCACCUACGAACGAUAAUCCAGUAUCAGACGGUGCGAUACGACACUUUGCCUCUGUCACCUAUUUCCAGAAACAGACUGAAUGCAGUAAAGAGGAAGAUUCUGGUUCUGGACCUGGACGAGACCCUGAUCCACUCUCACCAUGACGGGGUCCUCAGACCCACAGUGAGACCUGGCACGCCGCCAGACUUCAUCCUCAAAGUCGUCAUUGACAAGCACCCAGUCAGAUUCUUCGUACAUAAAAGGCCACAUGUUGAUUUCUUUUUAGAAGUGGUGAGCCAGUGGUACGAGCUGGUGGUUUUCACAGCCAGUAUGGAGAUCUACGGCUCAGCGGUGGCAGACAAGCUGGACAACAACAGGAAUAUCCUGAAACGCAGAUACUACAGACAGCAUUGUACAUUGGAUUUAGGUAGUUAUAUUAAAGACCUGUCUGUAGUACACGAUGACCUGUCCAGUAUUGUCAUCCUGGACAACUCGCCUGGUGCUUAUCGUAGCCAUCCAGAUCAACCUUGUGAUGAGGCAGGAAGAGGACAAAUAACUGAGCAGCUUAUUCCCACUACAAGGCUUGUACUACAAUGCAAUACCCAUCAAGUCCUGGUUCAGCGACCCUAGUGACACAGCACUUCUUAACUUGCUGCCUAUGCUGGAUGCACUAAGGUUCACUGCUGAUGUCCGCUCCGUCCUCAGUCGAAACCUCCACCAGCACCGGCUCUGGUGAUUGGCUGAUUUGAGAGAGGCGGGGCUUGUUGACCAGCCUCUUCCUCUCUGCCGGCUUCCAUCCUGCCCUCCAUUCCCACACAGACGACCCACCAGCCCUCUCUGAGCCUCUCAGACGUGUCCUGGGGAGAUGAGGGUUGGGGUGACCGCCUAACACGGGAUGAACAGUAUGGGAUCACCAGAGCCCAGAAACUACUGAGGAGGGGAGGGGGGGGGGCCAGCUUGUUUUGUUUUUUUUCCUCUCUUUUUUUUUCUUGAUUCUUUAGUUGUAUUUUUUUUUUCCAAAACAAAACGGAGCCUCUCUGCCUUAUCGCUCCAGAUACUGUGUGCGUAUGGAGGUGAGCUUGUGUACGUGAGUCGGAGUAUGCUUGAUGAGUUUGUCAGUCCUUUUUAAACUUUUUGACAACCGGGAGGGGGGAAAGAGGAGGAUCAGCUAAGCUACAAAGACAAUUCUACAUUAUUAUUUCUUCUUCUUCUCCAUCGUCACCAGACAUUGCACUUAAGCAGACAACUCAUCAAUUUACUGUCUUAACCUCUCGGGGCAACAGAGUAGGGUAAAAUAGAAAAACGCCCCUUUUUAGGUCAACAUCAAACUCCAAGGGUGAUUCAUUUAUUCCUGAGGUAUGUUUUUUUCCUAAAGAAGAAUGGAUCAACUUAAACGGUGUAAUUGAUGGACUUUUGCUUGCAACAUACCAUCCACAGGUAUUUUUCUGGACAAAUAGCCACGCAGCCUGAUUUUUUGUUUGUUUUUGUUUUUUUCUUGUCCCUUCAGCCAUAACCAUCACUCUUUCCCCAAAGCUCUUCAUGGAACUCUGUGAUAAAGACGACUGAGAAAUUGUUAGAGGAAAAAAAAAGAAUGGCUUGUGAUGAUAUGUGGACUGCCGUGCCACCUUUCCAUAUCUGAUUGUUUCUCUAUUAUAAUAUAUGAUAAUAUGACUUCUGCAUACCAUGACAUUUUGCUCGGCCCCUUUUGCCAUUUGAUGCCAUCCUGAUUACAUCUAAUAGGAAUUCCUCCCUUCUGUUUUUUGUUGCAGUCGGUUUUGUAUUUGAUUCAAAUUUGCAGCCCCCUUUCAGUUUUCACCCACUCCGCUUACUGUAUGGGUUCAACUAUUAGACCCUCCGUCUUUAAAUGCCUUCUGAACAAUGUCAGUCUUGUCAAGGCUCACAGCGGCUUCUUAUUGGCUCUGUCUCCAGGUCUGUGUUACUAAUAAAACACUUGUCAGUAUCGACCAGUAACUA